AACAACAUCAAAACGUUUUACGCAAUAUAUUUCAAACAUCCAAACGAUCGUAUACUGUUUCAUGCUAAAAGAUCUGUUAAAUCCAUUGACAGUGAAACGAUAUUUCAUAUCAUUCCCACGCACACUGCGCGCAUUUCUGGUGCGCUCUUCAGUUCAGUGACAGUACUUCGGCGGACUGAACUGCCGAAGCGAAAGUUAAAAUUGACCAAUGGACAAACUCAUGUGAUCAUUUACGAGUUAAAAAUAUAUAAGAUCUUAUAUAUUGAUAUAAUUAAUUUUAUAACCGUAGAAUCUUAAUCCUGUUAAAAGUCAUUGUUAUAUUCUUAAAAUGUUAAUUUAAAUAUACAUAUUGAUUAAAGUAGUAAUUUUUAAUCUUAUAUACGAUAUAGGCAUAAGUUAUAUUUUAUUUAGUUAAAGUAUUUGCUUAAUGUGUACUUAAUGUGUCAUACCUUAACGUCAAAAUAAAGAAGUUAAUGAAGUUUAUGAGGUUAAGACAAUUGAAAAAUGUCGAAACCAAGAAGAAAGAAACCGUUUAGCGGUAAAGCGAAGAAACAGCAAUUGCAAACUAAGAAGCAACGACAAAGUUCGGCUUUACUCACAGGUGGAAGCCACAGCGGAUACAAGGAAGAUGACAUAAAUUAUUCUAGUGAUCUUGAAUAUAAUGCUAUACAAAGAAUUAAUAAACAGCCAAAAAAUGAUAAUUCUCUUAAAAACAGAUAUACUUUACAAUUCUUUCAAGACAGCAAAGAAGAAAUACUGAAACGAAAGAAACAAUCCAGAAGUGCCAUUGUACCUUUAUCUCUUAAAGAUCAAGAAGUUUCAAAUAAUUAUUUUCCACCUGAAAUUGAUAUGCCAAAAAGGCCACCGUGGGACUUUGAUAUGUCAAAAAAACAGUUAGAAUUGGCGGAACACAAGUAUUUUACUGAAUAUCUAAAAAACAUGGAAAAGUUAAAUACCAUCAGUUACUUUGAAUUAAAUUUAGAAACUUGGAGGCAGUUAUGGAGAGUUCUUGAGAUGUCUGAUAUUUUAUUAAUCAUUGUUGAUAUUAGAUAUACCGUUUUAAUGUUUCCUCCGUAUUUAUACGAGUAUAUAACGAAUGAACUUAAAAAAGACAUGAUUUUAGUAUUGAAUAAGGUUGAUUUAGCACCUCCAGCUUUAGUAAUAGCAUGGAAAGAGUAUUUCCAUACCAUAUACCCAAAGUUACAUAUUUUGAUGUUCACUUCGUAUCCCACUUAUAAUUUAUGUGGAAAUAAAAGCGAUACAGAGGGAAUGAAACAAAGGCGGAGAAAGGGAAAACUAAAAAUGGCUGCAGAAGGAGCCCAGAAAUUGUUGGAUAUUUGUAAAGAAAUUGUCGGAGAUAAUGUGGAUUUAACUUCUUGGCAAGAAAAGAUUCAAGAAGAAAUGCAGAUGGAAUUUGAUUUAGAUGACGCCGAUCAUAAGAGCAAUAUUACUGUAGAAAAAGAGGAUACAAGUUAUAUCAAGCACGAACGUUAUAAAAAUGGAGUUUUAUCCAUAGGAUGUAUCGGAACUCCAAAUGUUGGAAAAUCGUCCCUAAUGAAUGCAUUAAUGGGUAAAAAAGUUGUUAGCGUGUCACGUACACCGGGACAUACUAAACAUUUUCAAACUAUAUUUCUUACAAAAACCGUUUGCCUCUGUGACUGUCCAGGAUUAGUAUUUCCAUCUACAGUACCUAAGCAACUACAAAUAUUAAUGGGAUCUUUCCCAAUAGCACAAGUCAGCGAACCAUAUACAACAAUUAAAUUUCUAGCUGAGAGAAUAGAUUUACCAAAGAUACUUAAAUUGCAACAUCAAGAUAACGAUGAUACAUGGAGCGCUAUGGAUAUUUGCGAUAGUUGGGCUUCUAAACGAAAUUUCUUCACUGCACGAACUGCUAGAUACGAUUCUUAUAGGGCAGCUAAUUCGUUAUUAAGAAUGGCCCUUGAAGGGAAAAUUUGUAUAUACGUAUAUCCCCCAGAUUGGAGUCUUAAUAAAGAAAAGUUGGAGAAUCAUUCAGAAAUUGAACUAGUUAAAUGGAUUCAAGCUAAAAAUAAAGGGGAAGAUGUUAGCGAUACGAGAGGAAUCUACAUUUCGUCCGAAGAUGAAAAUGACGAACAGAAACUCUUAGAACAUGUAGAGAAAAUAUCACAAGAAACAUCCGAUAAUUCUGACGAUUCUAAUGAGACAACAAGCGAAGACUCAGAGAUAUCGCACGUAGUUAACAAAUUUGAAGCGCUGUCUAAAGAUAUAUCAGAAAUAAAUCCUUAGUUAAUCGAUAUCAUGAGCAUACGAAGCAAUAAAAUCUGCAAGCGACAUUUCUAAGCUCCCAAUAACUUUUUAACAGAAUAACCAGGUAUCGAGUAAAAGAACAAUAAUACGACUAUUAUUAAUGCAAUUGCUACUAUAGCUUUCAGAAUCGCCCAUUUGUAGUUGUGCCAUACUAUAUAUUUAACAGAUUUCAAAGGAUUCAAAAACCACAUGAAAGAUGCAUCUGGCCUGCUGAAAGAAAAGACAAACUAAUUAACGAUAUAGUUUUUUAAACGAACUAAUCGAGGUGCUGAUUAAUCAUCGAAUGUAUAUAUAUGUCGGAGUGUCAGUAGGAUCGGAGGUGUGGGCGUGUAAUGAAUCUUCACCAGUAUUAGCCAUUGUCAAGGUACGAUCAAGAGUUUAUAGCCACAAGUAUGGAGAUGUGAGAUUUGACAAAUAACUGCGGCGGUUAGGUACUCGCGAUGCUAAUGACAAUAGUCUUCGUCCGAUAACGAAUCCGCGGUCAACGGGACUCUUUUACUCUUUACUCGUUGGCAACGCCUAGGUGGUACUCUCAGUUAGCACGCGAAGUAAGGAUACUGUCGAAAAUGAUGCCUUAGUCGAUGAGAUCGUACUCGAAGCUCUCACGGUGACG
Bombus terrestris (buff-tailed bumblebee) is the source of this 2899-nucleotide messenger RNA. RefSeq names its product guanine nucleotide-binding protein-like 1 (gene Ns4). The record is from RefSeq and is a predicted model, not a curated record. NCBI's taxonomy places the organism in Eukaryota, Metazoa, Arthropoda, Insecta, Hymenoptera, Apidae. The transcript has 6 exons. The coding region runs from base 505 to 2265 and encodes 586 amino acids. Gene Ontology annotation, molecular function: GTPase activity; GTP binding.